UGUUAUGUUAUACAGUCAGUCACAGAGAGAGAGAGAGAGAAACAAGAGGCACUGCUCUCAGAGCUAAAAAGCUCAUCACCUGCAAACAAAUCAGAGAGGGAGGGAGGGAGAGAGAGAGAGAGAGAGAGAGAGAGAGAGAGAGAAAGAGAAACUUAAAUUUGUGUGAGCAGCUUGUGCAGUGCAGACACAGAGAAAGAGAGAAAGAGAGGCAUGGCGGCGUAGCAGUGAGAGAGAGAGAGAGACUUAAAUGCUUUGAAAUUUACAGACGAACACAGCACAGCACAGCACAGUGAAGAAGAGAAGGGAAGGGAAUUAAAAGCGCGAUUAACGCUGCCAAACAGAGCCUAACGUCUGUCUCUCUCUCUGUAAAUUUUCACCCAUUUUCUCCAAACCCAACAAACACUAAGCACACCCAAAACUCUCAUAUACUCACACAAACUUCACAGAUUACAUAAAGAUUAAAACUUUAAGCACAACAGUAAAUACCCAUCAGGGAAUUGGGUGUGAAAUUGGGUUCAGAAUUGAGAGUGGAGCUUGAUUUUGAUAUGGAUUUUCGGUCACAAUUGGGGCAGCAAUGGCUGGUUUUUUCUCGUUAGGCAGAGGCGGCAACAACAACCACCAAGAUCAAGACCACCAUAACAGCAAUAACCCACCCCCACCUGAUCAUCAAAUUGCUCCGGAGACGUUCUGGUACAAGAAUGAGGACGUGGCAGCUCAGCCGUACAAAGGGUUCGAGCUAUGGCAGCAACAAGAGCAGCUCCUCCAGCUCCAAACCCAGCCACCACGCCUCUUCCACCACCACCCCCAUCACCAUCAAGAUCUCUACGCAUCCGCUGCCGCUCUAGGCGUGGGGCCCAGCAGCAGGGGCUCGGAUGACACGUCAUCGUCGCGGUCGGCCGCCGCGUUGAUGAUGAUGAGGUCGUCCUCCGGCGGAGGCGCAGGUGGAAGCGGAGGAGGAACCGCCAGCUGUCAAGACUGCGGAAACCAAGCCAAGAAAGAUUGCAUUCACAUGAGGUGCCGGACUUGCUGCAAGAGCCGAGGGUUCGACUGCCCGACCCACGUGAAGAGCACGUGGGUUCCGGCGUCGAAGCGCCGCGAGCGGCAGCAACAGCUCAUGGCUUUGCAGCAGCAGCAGCAACAACAGCAGCAGCAAGAACAUCAUCAACAACGACAGCAGCAGCAGCAGCUGCAAGUGAUUCGGGGAGAGAAUUCCAAGAGGCUGAGAGAAAAUCCAAACUCCAAUUCUUCCCUUCGCAUUCUCGGCAACUCGUCAGGGUUGGAGUUGGGGAAUUUUCCGGCAGAAGUGAGCUCGCCCGCGGUGUUUCGCUGCGUAAGAGUGAGCUCCAUCGAGGACGACGAUGAUCAGUACGCGUAUCAGACGGCUGUGAACAUAGGAGGCCAUUUGUUUAAAGGAAUUCUCUACGACCAAGGCCCCGAAACCUCUAACUACAACAUGAACAUGGCUGCUGCCGCUGCUGCGGCUGAAACUUCAUCUGGUGGCGGUGGAGUUAAUAUCCAGCCGCUCAAUCUCAUUGCUGGCGCCACCACCGCCGCCAACACAGCCACCAUUGGCGGCGGUGAUGACGAGGGUGUGGCGGGGGCUUCCACGACAGUUAUAGAUCCUUCUUCUCUAUACCCAGCUCCACUUAACACAUACAUGGCUGGUACGCAAUUCUUCCUACCACCAAGAUCUUGAUCAUCAUCAUCAAACAAAAGUUUCUCACCACAUUCUUCAUCCUUCUUCUUCUUCUUCUUGACUGCCUGCUGCGGUCGACUUUGGCGUAGUUAGUUAGUGUGGACUCUCAAAUAUUUGAUAAUAUCUUUGUAGCAAAAUUGACACCCCCUCCCAUUUGAACUAGCUUAGCUAGGAGAGCUAGAGAGAGAGAGAGAGAGAGAGAGAGAGUAGAAAGAAACGAACCAGCUUAGAGGAAAAUGAUGCGCAACAACGAACGAGUUUGUUUUGUUGACAGUUUCCAAUGCUUGUUAAUUAGUUAAUUUAAACAUGAUCAUUAUUAUUCUUCGGUCUGAAUUAUUUUCUUGUUCAAA
Prunus avium (sweet cherry) is the source of this 2046-nucleotide messenger RNA. Its product is annotated as protein SHI RELATED SEQUENCE 1-like. Gene Ontology annotation, cellular component: nucleus. The record is from RefSeq and is a predicted model, not a curated record. Gene Ontology annotation, molecular function: DNA-binding transcription factor activity; DNA binding. NCBI's taxonomy places the organism in Eukaryota, Viridiplantae, Streptophyta, Magnoliopsida, Rosales, Rosaceae. Gene Ontology annotation, biological process: positive regulation of DNA-templated transcription.